This is a messenger RNA of Lycium ferocissimum, 1606 nucleotides long. RefSeq lists its product as uncharacterized. The transcript is spliced from 7 exons. Lineage: Eukaryota; Viridiplantae; Streptophyta; Magnoliopsida; Solanales; Solanaceae. The coding region runs from base 194 to 1252 and encodes 352 amino acids. The record is from RefSeq and is a predicted model, not a curated record.
UUUAGUGUAGCAAAAACCCAAAAUGAGAUGGAAUCACGUAAAUUGGUGAUUGGGUGCGGCGUUUACACACGAAAAAUAGACGAAAAAGACUUCUCCCGCCAAGCCAUUAGCAUUUAUUAUUAUUUUUAUUAUAAUAAAUAAAUAUAAGCUCUAAAGAUCCAAGCAUUUCUACGGCACCCAAAUUCUGUCGGAAAUGGAGCUUCCGGUAAUCGAUCUGGCACCCUAUCUGGAAAAUUCAUCUUUGGAUUCGGAAAUAGAGAGUGUGUGCUUGGAGGUGAGUCGAACCCUAAGAGAGACUGGAGCUUUACUGGUGAAGGAUCCCAGGUGCACCGCUGAAGAUAAUGAUAGGUUCAUUGAUAUGAUGGAAAAAUACUUCCAACAACCUGAAGAGUUUAAGCGUCUUCAGGAGCGUCCUCAUCUACACUAUCAGGUCGGGGUGACACCUGAAGGAGUUGAAGUCCCGCGUAGCCUGGUUGAUGAGGAAAUGAAAGAGAAGCUCAAAGCAAUGCCUAAAGAAUAUCAACCAUCUAGUCCAUCUGGACCAGAUCGUAAAUGGAGAUACAUGUGGAGAGUUGGUCCCCGUCCAAAGAUUACCCGUUUUAAGGAACUGAAUUCAGAGCCAGUAAUACCCGAGGGCUUUCCUGAAUGGAAAUCUACUAUGGAUUCAUGGGGAUAUAAGAUGAUAUCUGCUAUAGAGUCCGUUGCUGAAAUGGCUGCUAUUGGUUUUGGUCUCUCAAAGGAUGCAUUCACUUCCCUUAUGCAGCAGGGACCACAUCUGCUUGCUCCAACGGGAAGCGACCUGAGGGCUUAUGGCAAAGAGGGAACGGUAUUUGCAGGAUACCACUAUGACCUGAACUUCCUCACAAUUCAUGGGAGAAGUCGAUUUCCCGGACUAAGUAUUUGGCUUAGAAAUGGGCGAAAAAUGGAAGUGAAGGUUCCUGUAGGAUGCCUCCUUAUUCAGGCAGGAAAGCAGAUAGAAUGGUUGACAGCUGGAGAAUGCAUGGCUGGCAUGCAUGAAGUUGUUGUAACUAAUAGGACCACUGAUGCAAUUAAACGAGCUCUGGAGCAAAACUGUAGUCUGUGGAGAGUAUCCUCUACGCUAUUUGCACACAUGGCAUCAGAUGCAGUGCUAAAACCUUUAGGGCAUUUUUCAGACAGUCCUCUUGCAAGCAAGUAUCCUCCCAUUUGUGCCGGUGAAUUUGUUGAACAUGAGCUUGCUGUCAUAAAUCUUAAAGGUAAUAAAGGAGCUUGAUAAUCCCUAUUUAUGGAAGUGGGUUCCUAUAGCACUAAAGGUGCUAUAAAUGAUGAAGCAAAUUGAAAUUGGAUUCUUCUGUCUAUUCCUGGUCAGUGAACAGUUGUCAGGGCAAAAAAGCCUUUGUAAAGGAGCAAAGUAUAACUGUAUCAUUAAUUCCGUUUUGUACUUUGUUUAACACUAGGGUGAUUGGAUAUACUUCCCAAAUGACUGCAAGAUCUGCUACACUUGUUCUAUCAUUUGAUUGGCUAAAAGAUGAAAUGUCAAGCCAUUCAACUUUAAUAGUAUUGGCUUUGCUUUAUGUAUUAACCGUUUGUGUUUUUCAUUGAGUAAUGUCAGUUUCUUAGUGUCUUA